UGCGACAGUUUUGCAUUUUAUAAUUUUGUCAUAAUUUCACUCCCACCAUCUUAUUUUUCACAAGGGAAACUGUCCAUCCUGGGCCAUCCGGGCCAAUCGAACAAUCCAGAUCGUCCGGAUAAUUCAGAUUAUAGUGAAUCAAGCCGCAAACGAAGUAAAAAAUAUUAUUUGGAACCAUUUGUUAAGACUAAUUGGUACAAAGCAAAUGCAUAUUGUAGAUCUCGUGGAAUGGAUUUGGUUAGCAUCAAAUCACAUGAAGAGAAUUUGGACGUGUUGACUUUUAUUAGAGAUGCAGGCUUCGUUGACGAAUCAUUUUGGACAGCUGGUACUAUAUUGGGUGACACGCGUUACUAUUGGAUUAAUGACGAUGUUAGAUUCAGAUAUACGGAUUGGUCGAAUGGACAACCGGAUAAUUAUCAAAAUCAAGAACAAUGCAUGCAGUUGAGGAGUGAAUACAAUUUUCGUUGGAAUGAUGAAAGUUGCAAUACUAAUUGUAACAUAAUUUGCGAAAGUCCAUUGUAUGGAACUCAUUCGACAAGAUUGUUAGAAUUCGAUAUUCACAUCAAAAAUAUAACAAAUUAAGAUCAAAAAAAUAAUAAGAGAAAAAUCAUAUUUUUAACGAGACCAUGAUUUUUUCCUUUGUUGUGUAUU
Molecule: messenger RNA, 651 nt
Organism: Contarinia nasturtii (swede midge)
Lineage: Eukaryota; Metazoa; Arthropoda; Insecta; Diptera; Cecidomyiidae
Product: perlucin-like protein
Exons: 5
Biological process (GO): biological process involved in interspecies interaction between organisms
Cellular component (GO): external side of plasma membrane
Molecular function (GO): carbohydrate binding
Source: RefSeq, a predicted model, not a curated record